AUGGCUGAUUUGGCUCCUCUCUCUGAACCCGUUCCUUCGCCUUUGCUGAAGGAGAUUGGACGAGAGCCUAUGGAGGAAGAUCGAUCGACUAAGAAAGCCAAAUUCAGAGAGAAUCAGGAGGAGGAUAUGGUUGAAGUCCAGGAUGUCCCUAUGUCCUUUAAAGAUAAGGUUUUACAAGCAGACAAGGAGAGAGUGGUUUCCAUCUCAGGGACGUGUGAUGAUUUCAAUAUGAUGGAGGAUGAUGUGAUUAUUAGCAACGAUGAGGGAUUACCGAUGAUUAGUUUUUCCAAUAGGGUGAAAGAGGAGCUAUCCAAACCAUGGCGUCGAUCGGUGGUAGUGAAAUUGCUUGGUAGACCUAUUGGGUUUAGAAAUCUUUGUAACAGACUUAAGUCGAUGUGGAAUUUUACUCAAGGUUUUGACGUUAUAGAUCUUGAGAAUGACUAUUUCCUGGUAAAGCUAAAGAGUGGGUGUGAUGUGGAAGCUGUGUUAACUGGUGGCCCAUGGGUGAUAUUAGGGCAUUACUUGGCUGUCAAAUCCUGGGAUGAAGAGUUCAAUUGUUCCGCAGAUAGCAUUCAAUCUGUUCAUGCUUGGAUUAGGCUUCCGGGAAUGCCAAUCCAUUACUAUAAUAAAAAAGUCCUCCGCUAUAUUGGUGAGAUGGUAGGGAAAGUGGUGAAGAUAGACUAUUGCACUGAAUUGGCCGAGCGAGGUAAAUUUGCUAGAAUUGCCGUGGAGGUGGAUUUGACUAAGCCAUUAGUUUCUCAAUUUAAGAUUGAUGGCAUAAUGCAAAAAGUAGAGUAUGAGUGCAUGCCCAGGAUUUGUUUUCAUUGUGGUAAAUUUGGGCACGUGAAAGAUCAUUGCCCAGAGCUUUUUAUUGCUAGGAAUGCAGACAUCAUGACUAAUGUUCAGGCUGGAGCAAUUCUGUCCGGGGAGUCUGAGAAGGAGAAUAGUAAGGGUAAUAACCAGGAUACCAAUAAGGGGCAAGCUAUGAGGGAUAAUUCUCCAAGCUACGGUCCAUGGAUGAUGGUGGGGAGGAGAGGUAGAACGGCUCCAGUGAAGAGAAGGGAUAGCGGGAAUCAAGGGACUGCUAUGAGAAAUUCGAGGGAUUCGAGGGAUUUGACGGGAUCUAGAUUCCAUAUUUUGGAAGAUGAAGAUAAGGAAAAUACAACAGAAGUUGGAAAGAGUCCUAUUAUUAAGGAAGUUGUUGAAGGAAUUAAUAAGGAGAAUACUAGCCCUAAUAUUCAGAGAGAUAAUCAAAGGCAACAUGCAAAGAAUGACGGUAUUACCCUUGAUAGAUUGGGCCCAGUUUUGACCCAGAAAACGAAUACACGAGGGCCCAAGAUUUCUUCUAAUCCUGUUACUAAACGAUUUAAUAUGUCCAAAGUGGUUACCUCUCUGAAUCCUGAGAAUCACUCAGCUGUGAAUAUUUCGUAUGAGCAUGCUAGCUCCUCUAAUGCUCUGGGUAAUGCUUCUAGAGGGAUGGUUAACCAGGUGGAGGAGCUUCAAGAUAUGGACAUGGUUGUGGAUGAAACGGUGCCCCCUGAUAUUGAUAAUACGAAUCCAGGAGUGUUGGGUUGUAUUUCGAAUCAAGUAACAGGGACUCAAUCGAAUAUUAUUUCUGAUGUGGAUAUGGGAGAAUUUCAAAUAAUUCCUGAAGGAAAUGUGGUGAUUAAUGGGGUUCCCAUUAGGCAGGAGUGUAGACGUACGUGA
This is a messenger RNA of Mercurialis annua (annual mercury), 1707 nucleotides long. RefSeq lists its product as uncharacterized. The record is from RefSeq and is a predicted model, not a curated record. NCBI's taxonomy places the organism in Eukaryota, Viridiplantae, Streptophyta, Magnoliopsida, Malpighiales, Euphorbiaceae. Bases 1 to 1707 code for a protein of 568 amino acids. Gene Ontology annotation, molecular function: nucleic acid binding; zinc ion binding. The transcript has a single exon.